GUGGUUUGCGCGGCGCCGAAACAUUUAUUCCGCGUCGCCUCGAGGCACGCGGCACGGCACCGAGACAUCCUCCGGAGAUGCACCUCAUCAAUCACUGCUGCCCCUACCCAGGCUCACCGUCUCCUCUCCUGGCGCAUUCAUUAAUCCCCCGUCCUCCCUAAUCUAAUGACAACCGCCUAGCUUGCCCGCUCCGGCGCUCCCCUUCAUAUAUGCCACCAACUCGCUCUGCCAGUACACUCCACUGGACCUCAAGCAAGCGACCCGACCACAGGCGCUUGCUAGCCAUGGCGACCCUCGCCGCGCUGCUCCUCCUUGUCGCCGCUUCCAAUGCCGCCGCGCUGAGCGCCAAGGCCGUGGAGUACCACAGCUUCGUAGCCACCCCGCUCUCGCCCCACGCGUACACCGCUGCUCCGUCCGCCGACGCGGACGAGGAUCUCUUCGGCGGCAGCCUUGCCGUCGCAGACGAGGGCGCCGCAGCCGCGUCGGCCGUGCACUUCCGCGUGGUCCACCGUGACGCCUUCGCGGCGAACGCCACCGCGGCCGAGCUGCUCAGGCACCGCCUGCAGCGGGACAAGCGUAGGGCGGCGCGGAUCUCGAAGGCGGCGGCCGGCGGUGGCGCCGGCGCGGCGAACGGCACAAGGAGCCGCGGCGGGGCCGUGGCCGCGCCAGUGGUUUCGGGGCUCGCGCAGGGGAGCGGGGAGUACUUCACCAAGAUCGGCGUGGGCACGCCGUCAACGCCGGCGCUCAUGGUGCUGGACACCGGCAGCGACGUGGUGUGGCUGCAGUGCGCGCCGUGCCGGCGGUGCUACGACCAGUCGGGUCCGGUGUUCGACCCGCGGCGCUCCAGCUCGUACGGCGCCGUCGACUGCGCCGCGCCGCUGUGCCGCAGGCUGGACUCGGGCGGCUGCGAUCUCCGCCGCAGGGCGUGCCUGUACCAGGUGGCCUACGGCGACGGCUCCGUGACGGCGGGCGACUUCGCCACCGAGACGCUCACCUUCGCGGGCGGCGCACGCGUGGCGCGCGUCGCGCUCGGGUGCGGCCACGACAACGAAGGCCUGUUCGUGGCCGCGGCCGGGCUGCUGGGCCUGGGACGCGGCAGCCUGUCGUUCCCGACCCAGAUCUCCCGCCGCUACGGCAAGAGCUUCUCCUACUGCCUCGUCGACCGCACCUCCUCGUCGUCGUCCGGCGCCGCGUCGCGCUCCCGGUCCUCCACCGUCACCUUCGGCCCGCCCUCCGCGUCGGCGGCGUCCUUCACCCCGAUGGUCCGCAACCCGCGCAUGGAGACGUUCUACUACGUGCAGCUCGUGGGCAUCAGCGUGGGCGGCGCGCGCGUCCCGGGCGUGGCCGAGUCCGACCUCCGCCUGGACCCGUCCACUGGCCGCGGCGGCGUCAUCGUGGACUCGGGCACCUCCGUGACCCGGCUCGCCCGCCCGUCCUACUCGGCGCUCCGCGACGCGUUCCGCGCCGCGGCGGCGGGGCUCCGCCUCUCCCCCGGCGGGUUCUCCCUGUUCGACACGUGCUACGACCUGGGCGGGCGCAAGGUGGUGAAGGUGCCCACCGUGUCGAUGCACUUCGCGGGCGGCGCCGAGGCGGCGCUGCCACCGGAGAACUACCUCAUCCCUGUGGACUCCAGGGGCACCUUCUGCUUCGCGUUCGCUGGCACCGACGGCGGGGUGUCCAUCAUCGGCAACAUCCAGCAGCAGGGGUUCCGCGUGGUGUUCGACGGCGACGGCCAGCGCGUCGGGUUCGCGCCCAAGGGCUGCUGACUGCUGCGCACCACCCUGCCUGAACCGCUGUCGGAGAGAGAGGGAGGGAGCAGCGCGGUUAAUUAAUUAGCGAGUGAUUAGCGGGUAAAAAAGUGAGCCAGCCGCCUUGUUAGUCAUAAUUAAUGGAGGCGGUGACUGGUGGGUUAGCUUUGCUUGGUGGGCGGCCUUGGAUGCUGUAAAGAAAAGGGCAGUCUCUGGGCAGUGGCUCAGAGUUUGUCUUUGUGACAGUAGCUUUGAUGCGCGAGGAGGAUAUCAGGAUGGUCGAUGAAGGCUGUAAAAGGCGCUGUCAAAGUGUUUGGCUUAAGUAAAAAAAAGUGGUGCUAAAUGUAAUGUACUGGUUGGUGGCUGCUGUUAAAGUGCUGAGUUA
Messenger RNA from Sorghum bicolor (sorghum), 2133 nucleotides. RefSeq names its product aspartyl protease family protein 2. The coding region runs from base 210 to 1766 and encodes 518 amino acids. The transcript has a single exon. The record is from RefSeq and is a predicted model, not a curated record. Gene Ontology annotation, biological process: proteolysis. Lineage: Eukaryota; Viridiplantae; Streptophyta; Magnoliopsida; Poales; Poaceae. Gene Ontology annotation, molecular function: aspartic-type endopeptidase activity.